UAUUAAUGGUUAACAUUUCUAUUAGGAUUAUUCACAAACAUACAUAAACAUUCAGAUAUUGCAUUUAAAGUAUAUUAAUAUAAAUAUUGCAUUAGACUAUAGACACGCUGUCAUUAUUAUUAUUAUUAUUAUUAUUAUUAUUAUUAUUAUUAUUAUUAUUAUUAUUAUUUAGUCAUUUAGAAGACUUUUAUCCAACGUGACUCACAGAGACUAGGGGUGCGUCACAACUAAUGUUCUGCGCGUUAGGGUCCCAGAAUCUGUUUUGGACUGAUUUAUUUCACCUUUUUAUGGAAGAGGUUGCGUUUCAUUUUUUUGGUCGUAUCCUUCCAUAUUUUAAAUUUAGCAGUGGCUCCGCAGAGUAUAAGAAAUAGGGUGGAAAUGCUAAUAUAUUCAUAGCAUUUAAUGCAAUGUUUUUGUUGGAAUCGUCAGUCGGUUCAUUGAUUUGACUCCACGGACGCCUGUGUUAUGAUACAGACGUAUACAUUAGGGCUGUGACCCGCGCGAUUUUGCUUGCUUGUAUCUAAUGUUUAUACGAUUAUAUUAACAUUAUUUUCUUUUAUACAUAUAAAGUAUUUUUGAUAAAAUCAUUUGUCAGAUUUAUUUCCCUACAGAACAGAGCAAGUUUACGAGCACAAUAACCCAUGACAGCGUUGCAGUGAGACACAUCACACCACCCAUAACUCAGCUGCAUCCAGAUGAAGGAGAACACGACUCCACUCCAUCACUCCACUGCAAAAACUCUGCUAGUGACAAACUGCAGUGCAUGACACACAGAGAGCCGACACCUCAAGAUGAACAUUUUAAAGAAUUGAUUGUUAAAAUUCAUCCUGUACAAGUGCCGUUUAUUCAGGAGAGUACAGAGAUUGCACAGUCUGUGUGUGUGAACAAUUCUGAAACCCGGGACAACUUGAAGACCUUACCUUGUUCUACUGAAGCUGGGAAGAGUUCCUGGCAAUUAGGCUCUCCUAAAACUCACAAGGGAAAUCGCACAGGAGGGGCUUCAUUUCUCUGUGCUGAUUGUGGGAAGAGAUUCACUCUAUUAGGAAAUCUUAAAAAACACCAACUAAUUCACACAGGAGAGAAACCUCAUCACUGUAAUACAUGUGAGAAGAGGUUCUCUCGAUCAGAAUAUCUUAAACACCACCAGCGAAUUCACACAGGAGAGAAACCACACCUUUGUAGUGAUUGUGGGAAGUGCUUCACUCUAUUAGGAAAUCUUAAAAAACACCAACUAAUUCACACAGACGAGAAACCACACCACUGUAAUAAAUGUGAGAAGAGGUUCUCUCGAUCAGAAUAUCUUAAACAUCACCAGCGCAUUCACACAGGAGAGAAACCACACGUCUGUAGUGAUUGUGGGCAGUGCUUCACUACAUUAGGAAAUCUUAAAAAACACCAACUAAUUCACACAGGAGAGAAACCGUACCACUGUAAUGAAUGCGAGAAGAGGUUCUCUCGAUCAGAAUAUCUUAAAUAUCACCAGCGACUUCACACAGGAGACAAACCACACCACUGUAAUGAUUGUAGGAAGUGCUCCACUCAAUUAGAAAAUCUUAAACACCAAGAAAUACACACAGGAGAGAAACCACACCACUGUAAUGAAUGUGGGAGAAGUUUCACUCACUUAAGAAGUCUUAAAGCACACCAACUAAUUCACACAGGAGAUAAACCACACCGCUGUAAUGAUUGUGGGAAGAGCUUCACUCAAUUAGGAAAUCUUACAAAACACCAACGAAUACACACAGGAGAGAAACCACACCACUGUAAUGAUUGUGGGAGAAGUUUCACUCGAAUAGACAACCUUAAAAUGCACCAGCUCAUUCACACAGAAAAGAAACCACACCACUGCAAUGACUGUGGGAAGAGUUUACCUGAAUUAGGAAAUCUUAAAACACACCAACUAAUUCACACAGCAGCAAAACCCUGAAUGCUGAAUGUUGGGGGACGGACAUUCCUUCACAAAGACUCCUCAGAAGUGUUUAUUGCACAGGCUGCUUUUACACUUUGAAACAGACAAAAGGACACCAUUCCGGUCAUGAGACAUCAGAGCUUCAAACGAAACAGACACUUUGAACACAUUCCAAAGAGGGAGACACUAUUUCACCCCCUCGCUGGUAAGAGAGAGACGUGCCCGGAUGUUUAUCUCGUGGGAGAUGUUGCUUUCCGAUAUCCCACUGACUGAGACUGCAAACAUUAAUUACCACAGUAACUGUUGACUGUGACUUGGCUUCUUCACGUCUAAACCCCUGGAGCAAGGUGUAAACGCUGGGCUUCUCUUUGCAUCCCUCCAGGCUGGACCGCGGAGCAACGACCACCGCAGGAUUGGUAUUCUUCUUUCUUAUUCAUAGGACUGCGUUGUUUAGUCCCCUUCCAAUGAAACAUUGAAAUUAAAGAGCCAGAUGUGAGCCUCCAAACCCAUAAAACACCAUGGACAGCAAUUCAAAACUCUGUUCAUAUUUUAAAUGACUCUCUUUAUAUGGAAGCAAAUAUUCUGAAACUGUUAAAUUACAUGUAAAUAAAUAUAUAUGUAUAUUAAACUGGCAUUAUGAAACAUUUGCAAUAAAUGUUAAGGAGGCUGUGUGGUCCAGUGGUUAAAGAAAAGGGCUUGUAACCAGGAGGUCCCCGGUUCAAAUCCCACCUCAGCCACUGACUCAUUGUGUGACCCUGAGCAAGUCACUUAACCUCCUUGUGCUCCGUCUUUCAGGUGAGAUGUAGUUGUAAGUGACUCUGCAGCUGAUGCAUAGUUCACACACCCUAGUCUCUGUAAGUCGCCUUGGAUAAAGGCGUCUGCUAAAUAAACAAAUAAUAAUAAAUAGCGUUAUGUUAAUAGUUUGUAUUACUUGGGAUUGUCUUUCAAUAGACAGCAAAGCAAACGUGUGAUCAAUCCAUCAUAGAGUGGAUAGUUAAUUGAUCAAUGGAAAAAUGUCAAGAUUAAAAACCCUAUUCUGAAGUAUUGCUUGUAUUUUUUUUUUCAGAGUAUGUAGCUUCUGAAUAAGCUUUUUUUCCUCAAGUCUGCUGUUCUUUUUCUUUGUUUGAUAAACAACACUAUGAAGCAUGUAGUAGAAGGCCUGAUCCUCGGAGAGCAUCCCACUGAAAAAUGCUUGGUCCUGAAAGGGUUAAAUGUGUGAAACUCUUGCCACAUUCAGCACAGUGAUGAGGUUUCUCACCCGUUUGAAUGCGCUGGUGUGAUUGAAGACUUCCUAAUCACAUGGAGCGCUUCCCACACAGUGCAGUGAUAGUACAUAAG
Molecule: messenger RNA, 3247 nt
Organism: Acipenser ruthenus (sterlet)
Lineage: Eukaryota; Metazoa; Chordata; Actinopteri; Acipenseriformes; Acipenseridae
Product: zinc finger protein 501-like
Exons: 2
Coding region: 764-1927 (387 amino acids)
Biological process (GO): negative regulation of transcription by RNA polymerase II
Cellular component (GO): nucleus
Molecular function (GO): RNA polymerase II cis-regulatory region sequence-specific DNA binding; DNA-binding transcription repressor activity, RNA polymerase II-specific; DNA-binding transcription activator activity, RNA polymerase II-specific
Source: RefSeq, a predicted model, not a curated record